Messenger RNA from Colletotrichum spaethianum, 1146 nucleotides. RefSeq lists its product as uncharacterized. The coding region runs from base 1 to 1146 and encodes 381 amino acids. Lineage: Eukaryota; Fungi; Ascomycota; Sordariomycetes; Glomerellales; Glomerellaceae. The record is from RefSeq and is a predicted model, not a curated record. The transcript has 3 exons.
AUGUCGUACCAGUACCCCCCGCCUCUAGCUUCUUCUGGUUCUGAGAUGGACGUGUCCCAUCCCGGCUACGCGCCAAACUACGGCGCGCCGGCUCCCGUUCCAUCACAGAUGAACCCUGGAACCCAAGAGCAGACUCUCAAGGAACGUAAAGAAUCCUUCUCACAGGCGAGUCUAAAGUUGAAACGGUCGAUGUCCACGCCUAAUGUUAGACCACGGCAGGCCAACGCGUCCGAUCCAAUCCAGUCUAGCCUGGCUGGCGACAAGAAAAGAAACAAGCUUGGCUACCACCGAACGUCGGUAGCUUGUGCAUCGCCUGCGAUUGGCGAGAGUCGAUGCAUCAACUGUAUCAGGCUGAAGAAAGAGUGCAGCUUCUUCCCCGUAGACCAGCCGCCGCUGCCACAGGCGACCGAUCCACGCCCUAAAGCGCCAUCACGGGCUUCCUCUGGGCCCAAGGUCGUUUCAGCUUCGUCGUCUCCUGCCGUAGCCGCUGGGCAGGCUCUUGACGUGUCCCAACGCCAGCAGUACCGUCCUGGCGCAUCACAUCCAGCUCCAGGUAUGGCACCGCCUCCAAUGCAACCAUCUACCAUUGAAAACCUUGGCCCCGAGGCCACAAGUGCGGCCUCGACCUCCCGCGCCUUUGGCUUUCCGAACCAGUCAGUAGCUUGGAUGUCGCCAGAAGUUAGUCCCAACUCUGCAACGCAGGCAAACGACCACAGCGAAACGUGGAAGUCUUACACUGAGCAGUCUCCGAUCACACCGGCCUUUUCGCAAUAUACUUCCCAGGCUCCUACAUCUGUCAGCUGGAGCAACGCGAAUUCCAACGCACCCGGCGACAUGGGGUACUCGUCUUUCGCCACAGGGAGCGCCAUGACGUACCCGAGGAACACACCGCUACCUCCACAGUACCCUAUGAUGCCGCAGCAGAGCCGACAGUUCGGGAGAAAGUCGUCGGCCAUCUCAGAGGACAUGUAUCCAACGCAGAUAGCCACACAGUUCCCGAGUAUCGACCCGCACAGCGCUUCGCUUUCUGCAGGGGCGAUUCCGCCUGCAGGUUAUGGCUCUUGGGUACAACAGCCGCACUAUAGCUACUCCAGACCGCAAGAAGGCUACCAGGGCUGGACUUACGAAGAGAACCAAGGAAAUUAG